Messenger RNA from Aureococcus anophagefferens, 2526 nucleotides. RefSeq lists its product as hypothetical. Gene Ontology annotation, molecular function: cysteine-type deubiquitinase activity. The coding region runs from base 58 to 2496 and encodes 812 amino acids. Lineage: Eukaryota; Pelagophyceae; Pelagomonadales; Pelagomonadaceae. Gene Ontology annotation, biological process: protein deubiquitination. The transcript has 7 exons. The record is from RefSeq and is a predicted model, not a curated record.
CUCGCCGCGGCCGACGGCACGCUCGAGUCCGCGGGCGUGCGCCACUGGUCCGAGCUCAUGGUCGAGGUCGCCGACGCCGAGGGCGCGUGGCCCCGGAAGCGCCUGCUCGAGCGGGCGACGUUCCGCGACUUCGACGUCGGCGACCGCGACGGGCGCAAGAAGGCGUCGUCCGCGGACUCGUCGGCGUCGUCCGCGGCCGAGCCGCGGAGCGCCGCGGCGUCCGACGCGAAGCCCAAGAAGCGGUCCGGGUCCUUCGAGUCCGACGGCGACGGCGACGCGAAGCCGCCCGGCGCGCGGGACCUGCCGGGCGCGACGGGCCUCGUGAAUUUGGGGAACACGUGCUUCAUGAACUCGGCGCUGCAGUGCCUGAGCCACACGCCCUUGUUGCGCGCCUACGUCCUCAGCGAGCAGUUCGCCGCGGAGAUCAACCGCGCGAACCCGCUGGGCUCCCAGGGCCGCAUGGUCGACGAGUUCGCCAACGUGCUGCGCAUGCUCUGGUCCGACCGCUACCGGUCCGUCGCGCCGUCGAAAUUCAAGCGCGCGUUGGCGCGCGCGAAGCCCCAAUUCGCGGGCAACGACCAGCAGGACAGCCAGGAGUUCCUCAACGAGAUGCUCGACGUGCUCCACGAGGACGUGAACCGCGUCGUCGAGAAGCCCUACGUCGAGGAGCCCGACGACGACGACGUCGCGAAAUUGACGUACGAGGUCGCCGCGCGCGACGCGUGGGACCGCUACCUCCUGCGGAACCGGAGCGUCAUCGUCGACCUCUUCCAGGGCCAGCUCAAAUCGGAAAAGCAGUGCUGCGCCUGCGGCAAGAAGAGCGUCAAGUUCGAGCCCUUCAUGCACCUGUCCGUCCCGCUGCCGUCGACGCAGGAGAAGCGGCUCAAGCACGCGGCGUCCAAGAAGCGCCCGGGCGAGAAGCAGCUCCGCGCGGCCAUCUUCGGCGUCUCCGUGCCGCGCCUCGGCGAGGUCGGCGACCUCAAGAGCGCGCUUUCGGAGGUCACGGGCGUGCCCCGGGCCGACAUCGCCGUCGGCGACGUCUACCGGCACCGCUUCGCGCGGAUCCUCGAGGACGACGAGCCGUUGGCGGCCGUGCGCGACGACGACGUCGUCGUGGCCUACGAGAAGUCGGAGGCGCCGCCGUCGGCGACGGCGGGCAAGCGGCCGUCGAAGCGCGCGACGGGCGACGCGUACGCGGACGCGGACGCGUCCGACGACGACGGCGCGGCGGCGGCCGAGUCCGCCGACUUCCCCGGGGACUUGGACGGCGUGCGCGUGGGCACGCGCGUCGACGCGCUGGACCACCGGGGCCAGUGGUUCGUCGGCCAGGUCGUCGCCAUCGACGAGUCCGGCUGCCGCCGCGUGCACUUCGACCGCUUCUCCGCGCGCUGGGACGAGUGGUACGGCGAGAACGAGUGGAAGCAGGGCAAGCUCGCGGCGCCGAAGACGCGGAGCCGCCACACGGUGCGCGUCAUCGAGCUCCAGUGCGUGCACCGGCGGCCCGCGGCGGGCGGCGCGAGCCUGGAGCUCUUCGGGUCGCCGUUCGUCGUCCGCGUCGCGUCGGACCGGUCCUGCCGGUCCCUGUUCCGCGCCGUCGUGCGCCAGGCCUGGCUCUUCGUGAAGCGGGACCACCGCGCGGCGGCGGGCUUCCCGCGCGACGGCGGCGCGGCCGACGACGAGAGCCUGCCGUUCAAGGUCGCCGUCGGGUCGACCGCGAACCCGUCGACGAACGCGCGGCGCGCGGCCCUCGUGCCCGAGGACCAGCGCGCGGGCCGCGACUGCGAGAUGUUGCUGGCGACGCCGACGGCGGCCGUCGGCGACGCCGUCGACGACCGGCGCAUGUGCCUCGCGCUCGACUGCACACACGUGACGGCCUUCGACGACCCGCUGCGCCACGCGCCCAAGCACAAGAGCUGCCUGGAGCUCGAGGCGGCGGAGCUCCGGGACCGGGCCGAGGAGUCGGCGGGCGACGACGACGGCGGCAUCCCCCUGAGCCACUGUCUGGACGCGUUCUCCAAGGAGGAGACGCUCUCGGAGGCCGACGCGUGGAUCUGCCCCCAGUGCAAGGAGCCGCGGUCCGCGACGUCGAAGAUCGAGCCCUGGAAGCUCCCGGACAUCCUCGUGAUCCACGUCAAGCGGUUCCUCUGCUCGGCGAAGUGGCGCGAGAAGAUCCGGACGAAGGUGCUCUUCCCGCUCUCCGCGCUCGACAUGGCGCCCUGGGUCCACGAGGAGGCGCGGUCCCUCCAGCGCGGCGCCAUGACCUACGACCUCUUCGCGGUCACGAACCACCUCGGCGGCAUGACCGGCGGCCACUACACGUCGUACGUCCGGGCCGACGGCGGCGACUACCGCUGGCUCCACGUCGACGACGACGUCGUCGAGGAGGCGGGGCCCAAGUCCGUCGUCACGGACGCGGCCUACGUCCUCUUCUACCGCCGCCGCCGCCUCACGCCCUCGACCGUCAUCAGCCUCUCCGCCUCCGGGGGGCAGGGCUGAUGAGGGCGUAGUAAUCGGCGUCCCUGGGCG